GCGUCGCCGGGUGAUGACGUUGGCCGCCCGCCUCAGCGUGUGCGGAGCGGAGGGUGGGACCUUCCUCUUCUGCUCUGCCCGCUCCAAGGUGCCUGUGAAGUGUACGGCGGGCUCCGGAGGCAGGAUGAUGAUGGGGGGCAAGACCAGCGCCAUCGCGGCCGGGGUUUGUGGGGCUCUCUUCAUCGGGUACUGCAUCUACUUUGACCGCAAGAGGAGGAGCGACCCCAAUUUCAAGAACCGGCUGCGGGAACGAAGGAAGAAACAGAAGCUUGCCAAAGAAAGAGCAGGACUUUCCAAGUUGCCUGAUUUAAAAGAUGCUGAAGCAGUACAGAAAUUCUUCCUUGAAGAAAUACAGCUGGGCGAAGAACUACUUGCUCAAGGAGAGUACGAAAAGGGUGUCGAUCAUUUGACAAAUGCCAUUGCUGUGUGUGGACAGCCACAGCAGUUACUACAAGUGCUACAGCAGACUCUUCCACCACCAGUUUUCCAGAUGCUUCUUACUAAACUCCCAACAAUUAGCCAGAGAAUUGUAAGUGCACAGUCCUUGGCUGAAGAUGAUGUGGAAUGAGAAAUCUCAGCAGGAACAGCAAGUGAAUCCUUAGCCCAAAAGAUGAGCAUUGUGGGGGGUGGGGGGAUCAGGGUAAAGGAGUAAGCAUAGUAGUCAUAAUGGACUGUAAACAACAUUUAAACCUACCAGAGUUAAUGUCAACUUUGAGAAGGUUGGUUUGCCUGGACUUUAUUUAUUAUCUAGUGCAAAGCGUAUUUUGAUAAAUUCAUUUUAUAAAUACAUCAUAUUGAGUUGUAAAAGAUAUCAUGUCAUUUAUUACCUAUACAGUUGUAACAUUGUACAUAUAAAAGAUGUAAAGCUACAACAUAAAAUAUCCCAUGCUCAUUUUUGAAAAACACAAAGCUAAGGCAUUAAAAAUUUAUCUGUGCUUC
Molecule: messenger RNA, 939 nt
Organism: Pogona vitticeps (central bearded dragon)
Lineage: Eukaryota; Metazoa; Chordata; Lepidosauria; Squamata; Agamidae
Gene: TOMM20
Product: translocase of outer mitochondrial membrane 20
Biological process (GO): protein import into mitochondrial matrix; intracellular protein transport; tRNA import into mitochondrion
Cellular component (GO): mitochondrial outer membrane translocase complex
Molecular function (GO): transmembrane protein transporter activity
Source: RefSeq, a predicted model, not a curated record